AUGUCUAAAAAUAGUAACAAUAAUAAUUACCAAGAAAAUGUCUAUGUGAAGACAACAGGUGGAGGUAAAAAUGUACCAAAGCAAAUACACGUUGCACAUAGAAGAUCUCAAAGUGAAUUAACAAAUUUGAUGAUUGAACAACUGACUUUACAAAAGCAAUUGGAGGCAGUUCAAGCCCAACAACAACAAUUACUUGCACAACAACAACAAUUGGCCCAACAAACUGGCCAAUUCAUUGCUACUAAUAACAAUACCAAUAAUAACAAUAAGAAUCAAGGAUUUAUACCUCCAUCCCACUAUAAUACGCCAAACAUGUCUGCUGGUAAUAGAAGUAGAUCACAUUCUAGAGAUAACUCUGGUUAUUACCAAAACUCAUAUGAUAACAAUAACAAUCCUAAUAACUUGGGUGUAAACACACACAGGAAAACUGGCUCUCAAUCAAGUGUAUAUGGUCAUUCCAGAAGACAUUCGUUAGUUUUGAAUGAAGCUAAAAGGGCAGCUGCAGAAGAACAAGCGAAAAGAGGAGGAUCAUCAUCUUUUAAUGGUAAUGAAUUUAAUCCAAAAUCUAAAGAUGAAAGCGCUUCACCAGAAGAACUUCCUAUAGAACAAUCUUCAUUCAAGUUCCCACCUGCACCAGUUCAAUUGCAACAACAACAACAACAACAACAGCAAGGAUCUGGUCAAAGUCACCGCCGAUCAAACUCAAACUUAUCACCACCGACUUUUAAAUUUCCACCUACACCAACUAGUUAUAAUAAUAAUAAUCAAGAUGAUGAUUUUACACCAACAUCUUCCACACAUCGUCGCUCUAAAACAAGAAACAACGAGUUUUCCUCCCCUGGUAUCAACUCCAAUUGGAGAAAUCAAUCUCAAACUCAAUCCCAAAUUCAACAGCAACAACAACAAUCGCCAUUUCGUCAUAGACAAACAAACUCAAGAGAUUAUAAUUCAUCCAAUAACUUAGAGCCCCCUGCUUUCUUCCAAGGUCAUCAUCCUCGCGGAUCAAACGCUUCAGUCCAAAGUUUCUCAUCUAACAGUGGUGGUAAUCAAAACCAAAGCACACGUAAAUCUUUGUUCGCUCCAUAUUUACCACAAGCAAAUAUCCCAGGAUUAAUUCAAGAAGGGAAGUUGGUAGCAGGUAUCUUACGAGUUAACAAGAAAAACAGAUCUGACGCAUGGGUCUCCACAGAUGGUGCAUUAGAUGCAGAUAUCUAUAUUUGUGGUUCCAAAGAUCGUAAUAGAGCCUUAGAAGGUGAUUUAGUCGCUGUAGAAUUGUUAGUAGUCGAUGAUGUUUGGGAUUCUAAAAAGGAAAAAGAGGAAAAAAAGAGAAGAAAAGACGCUUCUUUACAACAGGAUAUUAUACCAUUGAAUGGCAACGAUGAUUAUCAUAACGAUGCUUCUGCUAAUGCUUUGAGCAGUAAUUUUUUGGCUUCUAAUUUCAAUUCUUCUUCAACAUCUAAUGAAGAUAACAUACUUUCUACUCCAAAUAGAUCAAGAGGUAUGGAUAAUGAUAAAUCACCAACCAAAUCUAGUCUUAAGAGAAAGGGUUCAUUGAAGCAACGUCCAACCCAAAAGAAGAAUGACGAUGUUGAAGUGGAGGGUCAAUCAUUAUUACUAGUCGAAGAAGAAGAAAUUAACGAUAAAUAUAAACCGUUAUAUGCUGGUCAUGUUGUUGCAGUCUUGGAUCGUAUUCCAGGUCAACUAUUCAGUGGUACAUUAGGUUUACUAAGACCAUCUCAACAAAACCAUAGUGAUGAUAAACCACCUAAAGCUCCAAAGAUUGCAUGGUUUAAGCCUACUGAUAAAAAAGUUCCACUAAUCGCCAUUCCUACUGAAUUAGCACCAAAAGAUUUUGUUGAAAAUGCUGACAAGUACUCUGAUAAAUUAUUCGUUGCAUCUAUUAAACGUUGGCCAAUAACUUCUUUACAUCCAUUCGGUAUCUUAGUUUCAGAAUUGGGUGAAAUUAAUGAUCCAAAUACUGAAAUUGAUUCUAUCUUGAGAGAUAACAAUUUCUUAUCUAAUGAGUAUUUAGACAAUAAAGAUCCAACAAAGGAAAAGGCAAUGUUUCAAGCUUUACCAAUUCCUGAAAAUGAAUUGGCUGUGAGAACUGAUUUCACAGAUCCAUCUGAAUAUAGCAUCUUAGCUAUUGCUGAAAAUGAUUCACUUUCUGAAUUUGCUUUACAUGUUAAAAAUAACAAUGAUGGAACAUUUGAAUUAGGUUGUCAUGUUGUCGAUGCCACAGCACACAUCGAGGAGAAUUCUUCCUUGGACAGAAGAGCAAGGAAGAGAUCAUCCGGUGUGUUCAUGCCACAAAAGGUUGUUAACUUAUUACCAAAGGCACUUAAUGAAUCCCUAAGCUUGAAAAAGGAUAAGAAAUCGGCUACUUUAUCUGUCAUAUAUACUUUAAACGCAGAAACUUUAGAAAUUAGAUCUACAACUGUUUGUGAAUCUAUCAUUUUACCAUCAAGGUUUAUGACUGCAAAAGAAAUAGAUGAUAAUUUGGCAUCUGAUGAUGUUGAUCCAUAUCUAUCGAUCGUUGAAAAAAUUGCUACAUCCUUUUAUGCUACAAGAAUAGAGUAUCCGGAAGCGAAACUAAUGCCAACCUUAUCCUUGUUUGAGAGUAUUGAUGACGAGAAGGUUAACGUCGAUUUGAAUAUACUAGACAGAACUUUAGGAUAUGUAGUAAUAAAUGAGAUCCAACAUAAGGUUAAUUCUACAAUAGCGGAAAAAAUAUAUACCAAAUUAGGCGAUUCAUCAUUCUUAAGAAGAGAAGCUCAACCAGUGAUCACAAAGAUGUCAUUAUUUAAGAACAAGAUUCAAAAGUUUGGUUUAGACAUUGAUAUUACCUCAAUUGCUACGAUAAUACAAUCCAUUUUGAAGAUCGAAGAUUCUGAUGUUAGGGUUGGUGUUGAAAUCUUGCUUUUUAAGACAAUGUCAAGAGCCAAAUAUUUUGUUGCUGGUAAAGUUGAUCCUGAUCAAUAUAGUCAUUAUUCAUUAAACCUACCAAUUUAUACACAUUUCACAUCUCCGUUAAGAAGAUAUGCGGACCAUGUGGUACAUAGGCAACUAAGGUCUGCCAUCAGAGGUGUUCCAUAUACUGAAGAUAUUGAUGCAUUAAAGAUUACUUCUGAAUAUUGUAAUUUUAAGAAGGAUUGUGCAUAUCAAUCUCAAGAACAAGCCAUUCAUUUGUUACUUUGUAAAACAAUUAAUGAUAUGGGUAAUGCGACUGGACAAUUACUAACUAUGGCUACUGUGUUACAAGUCUACGAAUCCUCAUUCGAUGUUUUCAUUCCAGAGUUUGGUGUAGAAAAAAGAGUUCAUGGUGAUCAAUUACCAUUGCUUAAAGCUGAAUUCGAUGGUGUCAGUAGAGUGUUAGAAUUACAUUGGCAGCCUGGUGUGGAUAGUGCCACAUUCGUCCCAGCUGAUGAAAAGAAUCCAAAAUCUUAUAGAAAUUCCAUCAAGAAUAAGUUCAGGUCAACAACGGCAGAAAUUGCAGCAAUGGAAAUAAAUUCUAAUAGUGAAGAUUUCAUAAGUGAUAGUUUAAGUAAAGAACUUUCUAAUCUAAACUUAGAUGUUCCAAGACUAAGACUUCCUGAGAAUGAAAAGGCUACUGAUCCGUUAGAUAAGUUUAUUUCAAGUACAAUCACAAGAAGGGAAGGAGAUAAUUGCAUCCAAGAAAUCCAUGAGUUGCAAAAGAUCCCAAUACUAUUAAGAGCAGAAAUUGGUAUGGCUUUACCAUGUCUAUCUGUUCGUGCCCUAAAUCCAUUCAUUAGAAGAGAAUAA
Molecule: messenger RNA, 3783 nt
Organism: Naumovozyma dairenensis CBS 421
Lineage: Eukaryota; Fungi; Ascomycota; Saccharomycetes; Saccharomycetales; Saccharomycetaceae
Gene: SSD1
Product: mRNA-binding translational repressor SSD1
Exons: 1
Coding region: 1-3783 (1260 amino acids)
Biological process (GO): mRNA catabolic process
Cellular component (GO): P-body; exosome (RNase complex)
Molecular function (GO): 3'-5'-RNA exonuclease activity; RNA binding
Source: RefSeq, a predicted model, not a curated record